This is a messenger RNA of Plectropomus leopardus (leopard coralgrouper), 2354 nucleotides long. It is a transcript of the gene mok, whose product is annotated as MOK protein kinase. Gene Ontology annotation, biological process: protein phosphorylation. NCBI's taxonomy places the organism in Eukaryota, Metazoa, Chordata, Actinopteri, Perciformes, Serranidae. The record is from RefSeq and is a predicted model, not a curated record. Gene Ontology annotation, molecular function: protein kinase activity; ATP binding.
AUGGGAUGCCCGGUAACGUUAUGCUGUGACAUGGAUGCAGUGGACCAGUGGUGCUCUUACUGUUUAUAGAUAUUACUAAGCUCAUGGUAGGCUCUUCAGCAUUAAAAGUGCACUAAUGAUGCACUAUUCUAACUGGCUUAUUGGCGUGAAAAACAGGGCAAGCCUUCGAAAUGCAUGCAAAACACCACCUAACACGGACUGGAACAGCUUGGGAAAUGUUGUCGACGUACAGAACAACAAUCCGCAGCAAAAUGAAAAGACAUCCGAGCUAGCGGUCGCCUCCCACCUUUGGAAAAAAGGCUAUAAAACAAUCAAGAAAAUCGGGGAGGGCACAUUUUCAGAGGUGGUGAAAACUCAAAGCCUGAAAGAUGGAAAGUUCUACGCAUGUAAAACCAUGAAGCAGACAAUUAAUAGUCUGGAGCAGGCCAACAACCUGCGGGAGGUCCAGGCAAUGAAGAGACUGAGCCCGCAUGCAAAUAUCAUCCAGCUACAUGAGCUGAUUUUUGACAAAGAAACUGGAACUGUGUCUUUGAUUUGUGAGCUGAUGGAGAUGAACAUCUAUGAGUUCAUACAAGGAAGAGAAACUCCACUGCCUGACCAUACAGUGAAGAACUACAUGUACCAGCUCUGCAAGUCACUUGAACAUAUGCACAGCUGCGGUAUCUUUCACCGAGAUGUGAAGCCAGAAAACAUCCUCAUCAAACAAAAUGGUCUGAAGCUCGGUGACUUCGGCUCAUGUCGGAGUGUGUACUCAAAGCCCCCGCACACAGAGUACAUCUCCACACGCUGGUACAGAGCCCCAGAGUGCCUCCUCACUGAUGGGUACUACGGCCUAAAGAUGGACAUGUGGAGCGCUGGUUGUGUCUUCUUUGAGAUCAUGAGUUUGAAUCCUCUCUUCCCUGGGACCAAUGAGCUGGACCAGGUGUCCAAGAUCCAUGACGUGUUGGGGACGCCUGAUCAAAGUAUCCUCCAAAAAUUCAAGCCGUCUAGAGCGAUGCAUUUCAACUUCCCUCCUAAAAAAGGCAGCGGCAUCUCAAAGUUAGUCCCUCACUGCCCGGCUCCGGCUCUGUCACUGCUCUAUCAGAUGCUCGCCUAUGACCCCGAUGAACGAAUCACCGCGGAGACAGCCCUGCGACACACAUACUUUAGGGAAAUAAGGCUGGCAGAGAAAAAAGCCGAGACUCUGAACAGAGUUUCUGGGACUAUGGAGGAAGUAGAAAGUAGUGGGAUGCACAAGUCCUUAGACCACAUCUGGCGCCCAGCCAGACUUGGCAAACAGCUGAGGGGACGACACACGAGGCAAACGCCUUUAAUGAGCCACAACAUGAAGCAUGUAGCAGAGCCCCUCAUCCGACGCAACGUCCCUCAUUAUCCCGCAGAGCUGCCCAAGCUCAACAUGGUCAUACCCGGACCGCAGAUCUCCUUCCCAGCCUCCACUAUGCCGGCAUUUACUGUCACCCACCGAGGCACACUGCCAACCAUCACCUCGAAAAAGUGCCAGUCACGGUUGGCCAAGCCUCGGGAUGAGUCACACCGUGCAGCUUUCAAGACCUACCACAUGCCACCUCUGGAUCGGAAACAUGGAGGCUACUGAGAGCCAAAAACUUCAACUUUUGAUCAAAAUUUGCCUCUUGAAACAGGUUAGACCUGUGCUUUUAAACACAUUGUGGAGAGGACAGUGUUUGGACAGGCCUGAUGUUGAAAUCUGUCAAGCAACAUAAACAAAAAAUGCAAUGAAGACCGCCAAGCCUGUCAUUUUACCAGUUAUUACUGCUUCAUCAAACUGUUCAACCCUCACUGUAAUGAUGAAAUUCAAUGUGAUAUCUACACUAACAAUAAUAGAGUCUGUCAUAUUUUGUUGCAUUAAGAGUGUGUAGUAUAGUUAUGACCUCAGCUUUACUUGACCAAGUCAGGUGUUACAUGUUUACAACUGUUUAGAAAUAUACUUCCAUCUGAGCCUAUUACACAAACAAAGCAAUAAGGUAUCUGACAAGUGAACAGCCUUUUUAAACAAAAGCCCUGAAAGGCAAGUGAGUUCAAAAAAAUAUGAAUUGUUCCUUUGAAAAGACAAGAAAUACUACUGUCAUAUUUUUCACCCAUUUUCAAAAAUGGAGGAAAAGCAAAAUUUCCUAAACCUUUUUUCCCACAUGGUGAAACUUUUUUUCUUGCCCGUUUCAAAGAUGUGUGGGGAAGAAAAAAAAACAUUAUUAAAACAAUUAUCCUGACAUUUUUCUUCCACAUGUUCUUUAACACUGGACAAAAAACAAUUUAGAUCAGGCGCAGGACAUGCAUUCCAUAUUUCUUUUUCUCACUUGCCUCUCAGGGCCUCCAUACAUUUACCACUGGUGAAUGAA